AUGGGUAAAACUCAGAAGAAAAAUAGUAAAGGUCGUUUAGAUAGAUACUAUUAUUUAGCUAAAGAAAAAGGUUACCGUGCUCGUUCUUCAUUUAAAAUCAUUCAAAUUAAUGAAAAAUAUGGUCAUUUCUUAGAGAAAUCCAAGGUAGUUAUCGAUUUAUGUGCUGCUCCAGGUUCGUGGUGUCAAGUUGCCUCCAAAUUAUGCCCCAUCAAUUCCUUAAUUAUUGGUGUUGAUAUUGUCCCAAUGAAGCCUAUGCCAAAUGUCAUUACUUUCCAAAGUGAUAUUACGACUGAAGACUGUAGAUCUAAACUUAGAGGUUAUAUGAAGACCUGGAAAGCUGAUACUGUUUUACAUGAUGGUGCUCCAAAUGUCGGUCUUGGCUGGGCUCAAGAUGCUUUUACCCAGUCUCAUUUAACAUUACAAGCUUUAAAAUUAGCAGUUGAAAAUUUAGUUGUUAAUGGUACUUUCAUCACCAAGGUAUUCAGAUCAAAGGAUUAUAAUAAACUUAUCUGGCUAUUUCAACAGUUUUUCGAAAAAGUUGAAGCUACAAAACCACCAGCUUCAAGAAAUGUUUCUGCAGAAAUUUUUGUUGUUUGUAAAGGUUUUAAGGCUCCAAAAAGAAUAGACCCAAGGUUAUUAGAUCCAAAGGAAGUUUUUGAAGAAUUACCAGAUGGUCCACAAAAUAUGGAAUCUAGGAUCUAUAACCCAGAAAAGAAGGUGAGAAAGAGACAGGGUUAUGAGGAAGGUGACAAUUUAUUGUAUCAUGAAACGGAUAUUUUGGAAUUUGUCAAAACUGAAGACCCAAUUUCUAUGUUAGGUGUAAUGAAUAAAUUUACAUUUGAUAAAAAUAAUACUGAAUGGCAGAUUUUAAAGAAAAUGAAACAAACUACAAAAGAAUUUUUAAGCUGUAUAGAGGAUUUAAAGGUUUUAGGUAAGAAAGACUUUAAAAUGAUUUUAAAAUGGAGAAAAUAUGCCAGAGAAUUAUUAGAUAUCCAAGAUGAAAGUGAAGUAGUUAAAGAAGAAAUUACUGUUGAACCAAUGACAGAGGAAGAACAAAUCGAGAAAGAAUUACAAAAUUUACAGGAGAAACAAAGAUUAAAGAAUAAACGUGAAAAGAGAAAGAAGAAUGAACUUAAACAAAAGGAGUUAACAAGAAUGCAAAUGAAUAUGCUGACACCAAAGGAUAUUGGUAUCGAUGCUGCAAGCAUUGGUAAAGAUUCCUUAUUUAAUUUAAACACAGCUGAGAAAACUGGUAUUUUGGAUAAGAUUGCUAAGGGUAAGAAGAGAAUGGUAUUUACAGAGGAUCAAUUAUUGGAAGAUAAUGAUAUUCAUAUUGAUGAAACUUUAGUCACCGAACGUGAUGAUCUAAGUAAUUUAGACGAUUUGGAAAGUGAGAUGAAUAUGAUGUAUAAUGAAUAUAAAGAAAGAAAAUCGGAAAGAGAUGCCAAGUUUAGAGCAAAACAAGCUCGUGGUGGUGAUCACGAAGAGGAAUGGACAGGUUUUACUGACAAUCAACCAGAUGGUGAUGCAAAUGAAGAUAUUGACUAUUCAGAUGCGUAUGUAGAAGAAGAUGAAGCAUCCGACAUAUCUGAUUCAGAUGAUGAUGAAGCAAUUAAUAAUUUAAUUAGUAAAUUAAAAAGUCAAUCUGAAGAUGAGAAAGGCAAACUAAGUAACAAAGCUAAAAUGUUAUUCAACGAUCCAAUUUUUGAAAAUGUUUCAGCUGACUUACCAGGUAUGGAACCGAUUGGAAAAGGUAAAGGUAAAUUUAAUGUUAAUGAUGUUGGUUCUGAAGCUGUUGGUGAUAUUUCCAAAUUAGGAAGAAAAAGAAAUCAUUCCGAAAUGUCAAUAUCGACUGGAGAUAAGAAAAGUGAUAAUAACUCUGAAUCUGACAGCAGUGAUGCUGAAAGUAAUAGUGACAACGAUUUUGAAAUUGUUGCUAAUGAUAGUGCUAACACUGAUUUAAAUGAUAUAAUGGAUUCUGAUUAUGAUUCUGAAGAAGAAAGAAAACAAACCAAGAAAAGUAAGCAUUCUAAAGAAAUUGAUAUUGCUACUGUUGAAGCAAUGACAUUAGCACAUCAAUUAGCAUUAGGCCAAAAGACAAAACAUAAUAUGAUUGAUGAAGGUUUCAAUAGAUACACAUUCCGUGAUACAGAAAAUUUACCGGAAUGGUUUGUUGAAGAUGAGAAGCAACAUUCUAAGAUCAAUAGACCAAUAACUAAAGAAGCGGCUAUGGCAAUUAAAGAGAAGUUACGCGCGUUGAAUGCUAGACCAAUUAAGAAGGUAUCUGAAGCUAAAGCUAGAAAGAAGAUGCGUGCUGUUGCAAGACUAGAGAAGAUCAAGAAGAAGGCUGGUUUAAUUAAUGAUGACAAUGAUAAAUCUGAAAGAGACAAGUCUGAAGAAAUUGCUAAAUUGAUGCGUAAAGUUACCAAGAAGCAAAGAUCUAAGCCUAAGGUUACAUUGGUUGUUGCUGCAGGUAGUAACAAAGGUUUAUCAGGUAGACCUAAGGGUAUUAAAGGUAAAUAUAAGAUGGUUGAUGGUGUUCUGAAGAACGAACAAAGAGCAUUGAAGAGAAUUGCUAAGAAACAUCAUAAGAAGAAAAACUAA
Molecule: messenger RNA, 2604 nt
Organism: Henningerozyma blattae CBS 6284
Lineage: Eukaryota; Fungi; Ascomycota; Saccharomycetes; Saccharomycetales; Saccharomycetaceae
Gene: SPB1
Product: 27S pre-rRNA (guanosine2922-2'-O)-methyltransferase
Exons: 1
Coding region: 1-2604 (867 amino acids)
Biological process (GO): maturation of LSU-rRNA from tricistronic rRNA transcript (SSU-rRNA, 5.8S rRNA, LSU-rRNA); rRNA methylation; maturation of 5.8S rRNA from tricistronic rRNA transcript (SSU-rRNA, 5.8S rRNA, LSU-rRNA)
Cellular component (GO): nucleolus; preribosome, large subunit precursor; nucleus
Molecular function (GO): rRNA (uridine-2'-O-ribose)-methyltransferase activity; rRNA (guanine) methyltransferase activity
Source: RefSeq, a predicted model, not a curated record